Molecule: messenger RNA, 3539 nt
Organism: Nicrophorus vespilloides
Lineage: Eukaryota; Metazoa; Arthropoda; Insecta; Coleoptera; Silphidae
Product: zinc finger MYM-type protein 3-like
Exons: 10
Coding region: 164-3331 (1055 amino acids)
Source: RefSeq, a predicted model, not a curated record
GAUCCAAUGAUAAUAUUUCGUUUAGUAUUGUUUAGUAUCAAACGAAAUGCCGCCUAUUCUGUAAUGCCCAAUGGUAAUGCCAAAAACAAGAACUGAAUUCAAAUAUUAAUAUUAUAAUGGAAUAAGUAAAUUUGUUCCACAAAUACAAUAAUAAUUAGGCAACAUGUCUUUAAAUCGCCAGAAAGCAAUGUACUCCAGAAGGGACACUGGCAGAAAUAGGAGAGACAUGCCUUCUACAUCAAGGCAGAUUUUUGAUCAUGUUACCUCAGAAAUGAACACUCCAGAUGAAUUUAAAACCCACAACACUAAUAAUCCAUUUGCCAUUGAGUCAGUUGUGCAGGUAUCACCUGAAGUCAGUUUGAUCAAAACUGUAAAAGUUAGAAGAGUGCCCAAUAAACCCACAGUUCCUGAGAUUGUCCACAUUGAUUUAGAGCUAUUGGAAGAGCAACAACGCAAUGUAUACUAUGUGGAAGUUCAAAAUACAGAAAUGAAGCAACUCUGUAUGAUUUGUAAUAAUUCCAAAGUAGUUAAAUAUAGUUGUAGGUCAUGUGAAGAAAGAUCUUAUAUAUGCCAUGACCAAUGCCUAAACCAAUUACAAACCACUGGAGUGGUUGUCAGUGUCAAGGAAUACUUUACCAAAUUCUAUUGUCCUGUUCAAAUUGACUCCAAUUAUAAGUAUGUAAGGCAAUGCAAACAAUGUGCUGCCAAGCUGCUAAAUGUACCUGGCGUGUUAUCAUGGGAAGCCAUGGAUUUUUGCAAAGAGCAUUGUCUAUAUAGAUAUCAAAAGAAACUUAGCACCGUAUGCGCCGAAUGCAGAGCACCAGUCGCAUUCGGACAAAUGGGUAAAUAUUCGGUCCGAUUUGGUUGCAUAGUCAAGCAAUUCUGCAGCGGUACGUGCUUAGAAGCUAAGAAAAAGAAAAUACGUAUAUGCUCUUACUGCCAAAGAGGUCUGAAAGACCUGAAUACGAAUAUUGGAAAUAAAUAUUUUUGCAGUGAAGUUUGUAAAGGUAUGUUUGAAUUUCUACAAAAUCCCAAGAAGACGCCAUUUUUGAUUAAUUCAAAUGAAGUAGUUUGCUAUGUUUGCAAAUUGAAUGAUAAAUCAAUCAAAAUCGAAUUUGACUACCACCGAUCUAUGUUUUAUUUCUGUUCGACGGAAUGCUUUACAGUAUUCAAAUUUAUACAAAAUUGUGACUCUCCUAAGAAAUGUCAUACCUGUUGUAAGUAUGUGCUACAACAAUACUUAGAGAGUAAUGCUCUGUAUUAUGACAACAGUAUACACUACUUUUGUUCAGAGACAUGCCAACACAUUUACAUAAUAACACAUAGAAGGGUAAUGCCCUGCGUUUGGUGCAAAGUAAAAAAGUACAACUUCGAUAUGAUACAGAAAAAUAAUUUUCUCGGUAUAAACAUUUUCUCAUGUUCUCUCCAUUGUAUGAACUUGCUGAAGGUCAGUGCCGAUUCCAUUAUAAAUAAAGGGUCCUCGUGUCAUUUCUGCUUUAAGGAUGUAGGAAUUUACGACGUGAAAUGUGGAAAUGGAGUUACUUACACAUUCUGCUCAAAUCAUUGCAUCAGCAUGUAUCAAACAUCUCUACAAGCAAGGCCACCUACGAAGAAGGCAACGCGAGGUCGUCCUAAAGCGAAUAAAGGAACACUCCCGGUUAUAACCAAUGUCUGCUCGCUGGCACCGUCGGCGAAAAACAAAACACCUGUAGAAGCGACAAUCAAGAAGAUUGUUAUUGUCAGACAAGCGGAUUAUCCAGAUAUAAGAAACGUUGCGACUUCUGUUAGCCCAUCAAAAUGCACGAAGUCUACUUCUAUGAAAUUUAAUGUCGUUCAUGUUUCAUGCCAAACGGAUAUUCCUGGAAACGAAAACAAGAUUUCACCAAUAAUAACACCUAUCUACAUUCCUUCCCCUAUGUGGGCCUGGAAAGCUCCAAUACUAAAACCUAUUCCUUUUCCUUUAUUCAUACCUUGUCCAGUAUUAAUUCCUUUAACAAAAUCUACAGCGGCCAACAUCCUUAAAGAGGCUAAAGUAGAUUAUGUUAAAGGACCGACGGAUCCUUAUGAGGCUGAAUUAUUGAUGAUGGCUGAGCUUAUAGCAGAGAAAAAAGAUCCUUAUAAUGAACCUGAUAGUGAUACAGAGGAAAAUCUACCAGAAGUGAGUUACAGUUCUGAGGGCGAUGCUUUUAACGAGGAUAUGUUGCAAAUCGCGUUAAAAAUGGCUACUGACUUUGACAAUACACCGAUCGACUUGGAAGGUGAACUAAAGGCCAGCAAGAUAGUACCAACGCAUCACGAGCCAGGACCUAGUGAUAUUGUUGUACCAGUAAUUCCACGAAGAAAUACUCGCUUACGACAAAACCACCCACGUAAACCUAAGAAAGUUAAUCCACCGUUGCCUACAAUACAAGAUUUACCAUUGGAACCUAUUGAGAAGCCAGAUGCUAACAUGUGUCUUAAGUACACAUUCGGAGUGAACGCUUGGAAGCAAUGGGUUACCACUAAAAACAUCGAUCUAGAAAGAUCUUCGCAACGAUUGAAGCUCUUCAAAACGGAACUGCUCCAACUUACAGCUGAUGAAUUGAAUUAUUCCCUAUGCUUAUUCGUGAACGAGGUUCGCAAACCCAACGGUGCUGAAUACGCCCCUGAUACCAUAUACUAUUUGUGCUUAGGUAUUCAACAAUUCUUAUACGAAAAUGGUCGAAUCGAUAACAUAUUUUGUGAUUCCUACUACGAGAAAUUCACCGAAUGUUUGAACGAUAUAUGCAGAAAAUUCACGGUCAUCUAUAAUGAUUCACAUUACAUAGUGACUAGGGUCGAGGAAGAGCACCUUUGGGAAAGUAAACAACUCGGUGCUCACUCUCCGCACGUGCUUUUAAGUACUUUGAUGUUCUUCAACACAAAAUACUUCAACUUAACAUCGGUCGAUGAACACAUGCAAUUGUCGUUCUCCCACAUAAUGAAACAUUGGAAGAGACAUCCGAACCAACCAACCGCGAAGCAGACCGGUUCCAGAAAUGUACUGCUACGAUUUUAUCCACCUCAAAGGUCGUUAGAAAGUAACUUGAGGAAGAAAAAGGUAUACGAACAGCAGGAAAACGAACUAAAUCCGCUUAGGUGUCCUGUAAAACUUUACGAAUUCUACCUUUCGAAGUGUCCAGAGAGCGUGAAAACUAGAAAUGAUGUAUUUUAUUUACUACCUGAAAGAUCGUGUGUUCCAGAUAGUCCUGUCUGGUACUCUACGAUGGCUUUAGAUAAACCGGCGUUGGAAAAGAUGCUUCACAGGGUUAGAAUGGUAAAGGAAAUUAACGUUGCUUUGCUUACUCAUUAAUCAAUCAUUCAUUGCUUUGCUUAGUAUCAUUACAGUUUGCUUAAUUAUUUUACUACUUCUCAUUAUCAUAAAUUAAUUCUUCUGCUUCAUCUGGUAUUAAUUUUUCCAAUUCUUUGGCUUGAAUUGGACUUAAACUUGAGCUCUUUUGAGACGCUAGCCUUGGUGCACUUGAUGUCCUACCAUCAAUCAUCAUCUGAAAUAAAGUAUA